AUGGUCAUGGUAACAGCAUCGGCUUCGUCGUUGGAUGACAUUACGAAUGAUGACCUUCGCGGCUGGGUGGAACUUAUCAGUCAAAUACGAGCUACGGCCGACGCAAGCAUCAAGAAGGAAGAGGCAGAAGGCGUGCAAUUCGAUCAACGAGCCUUUGACGAAUAUCCUUUCAUCAAGGCGCCCACUUCACAGGAGGCCAUCCAGCAGCAGGAAGCAACGCUCCAAACGACACUUCCGGAUGACUACAAGCAAUUCCUCCAAGUUACGAAUGGUACACGAUGGACUGGCAUUGGCUGGACACCGUCGUUGUGUGGUGUUGAACAACUGCGAGGAGUUUGA
Trichoderma aggressivum f. europaeum is the source of this 339-nucleotide messenger RNA. RefSeq lists its product as uncharacterized. NCBI's taxonomy places the organism in Eukaryota, Fungi, Ascomycota, Sordariomycetes, Hypocreales, Hypocreaceae. The record is from RefSeq and is a predicted model, not a curated record. The transcript has a single exon. Bases 1 to 339 code for a protein of 112 amino acids.